Messenger RNA from Protopterus annectens (West African lungfish), 1470 nucleotides. RefSeq names its product b(0,+)-type amino acid transporter 1-like. NCBI's taxonomy places the organism in Eukaryota, Metazoa, Chordata, Ceratodontiformes, Protopteridae. Gene Ontology annotation, biological process: amino acid transmembrane transport. The record is from RefSeq and is a predicted model, not a curated record. The transcript is spliced from 6 exons. Gene Ontology annotation, molecular function: L-amino acid transmembrane transporter activity. Gene Ontology annotation, cellular component: membrane. Bases 1 to 1470 code for a protein of 489 amino acids.
AUGAAGGCAGCAGCAAUACAAGCUCCACAUGAAACAUGUUUGAACUCUUCCAGCAUGGGAAAAAAUGUAAAAUCAGUAACUACAGCACUUAAACGUGAAGUCGGGCUGGUUAGCUCUGUAAGUCUCCUUGUAGGCACAAUGGUUGGAUCUGGGAUUUUUAUGACCCCAGAAUGGGUCCUGUAUUAUACAGGCAGCCCUGGUGCCAGUCUUGUAAUAUGGGCUGCAUGUGGUGUGCUGUCAAUGUUAUCAGCACUUUGUUACAUUGAACUUGGAUCUGUAAUUAAAGAAUCUGGAGGAGAGUACAUAUAUCUCUUGAAAAUUUUUGGCCCCCUCCCUGCCUUUCUUCACUUUUACACUAAUGAAAUUUUAGUAAGACCUUCUUCAUCAGCAGCUGUGGCACUAAGCUUUGCAAAAUAUGUAGUUGCACCAUUUUAUCCAGGCUGCGUUCCACCUCAGGUGGUUGUGAAAUUCUUAGCUGCUGCAUGCAUCAUAGUUGUACUUUUCAUAAACUGUUUCAGUGUAAGGCUGGCUACAUCGACUCAGACUUUUUUCACAGCAGCCAAAGUGCUGGCCCUAGUUGUCAUUCUAACUGGUGGAACAGUUAUUCUCCUUCAGGGACAGACAAGAAACCUACAGAAUGCUUUUCACGGUACAGCUGCAGGCUUCGGUCCAGUAGGGUUAGCUUUCUAUCAAGCAUUAUGGGCUUAUGGUGGCUGGAGCAAUUUGAACUCUGUCAUUGAAGAAGUUAAGCGUCCUGAGGUAAACCUACCCAGGGCAGUACUGAUCUCAGUUCCUCUGGUCACCUUUUUGUAUGUGAUGGUCAAUGUCAGCUACUUUGCAGCAAUGACAAGCAGUGAACUUCUGACAUCAGGUGCUGUCGCUGUUACCUGGGGGAACAAAAUUCUGGGAACUUGGAUGUGGCUCAUGCCGGUUGCAGUUGCAAUGUCCACAUUUGGAACUAUUAAUGGUUCCUUUUUCUGUACAUCACGAGUAUGUUAUGUGGCUGCGAGGGAAGGACAUCUGCCGAAGAUUCUCUCCAUGGUUCAUGUGCAGUGUCUUACCCCAUCUCCUUCACUUAUAUUCAAAGCGCUCUUAUCUCUCUGUAUUAUCGUACCAGGAAACUUUGUAAAAAUUGUGAAUUAUUGCAGCUUCACAACAUGGCUGUCUUAUGGCAUGAUUUUUUCUGGACUUGUGUACUUAAGAAUAAAGGAACCUCAUCUACCACGUUCUUACAAGGUUCCACUGGCAGUACCAGUUAUUAUACUGGUUGUCUCAGCUUACUUGAUUUUGGCACCUAUCAUUGACAGUCCAGAGAUUGAAUACUUGUAUGCUGUCCUCUUUAUUCUUAGUGGUAUAAUCAUCUAUGUUCCAUUGAUUCAUUUUAAACUUCACCCAGAAUUUCUCAGCAAAAUUACUUUAUAUUUGCAGCUUCUGCUGCAAGUGGUCCCUGCUACUAAAAACAUUGACUGA